Aspergillus puulaauensis is the source of this 1101-nucleotide messenger RNA. RefSeq lists its product as uncharacterized. Gene Ontology annotation, cellular component: synaptonemal complex. Bases 1 to 1101 code for a protein of 366 amino acids. Gene Ontology annotation, molecular function: ubiquitin protein ligase activity. Gene Ontology annotation, biological process: reciprocal meiotic recombination. The transcript has 5 exons. The record is from RefSeq and is a predicted model, not a curated record. Lineage: Eukaryota; Fungi; Ascomycota; Eurotiomycetes; Eurotiales; Aspergillaceae.
AUGGAUUUCUACCUGCGGUGCAACUCUCUCAGCUGCCGAGCGCCUUUAAAGGAGCGAGCGGUCGUUACUACCUGCUCACACAUUUUCUGCCUUCAGUGUGCUGAAGCCCUUGGGCUCUCACGUCCCGCCGGAGGCGAACGUCGCUGUCCGGCCUGCGACAUGACCCUCAUCAACCCAGACGAUGCCGUAUCGACCGUUCUUAAUCCGACAGAAGACUACAAAACAAGUGUGCUCAGUGGCCUCGAUCCAAAUACCGUAAUGGAAUGUACUGGGCGAGCCUUACAAUUUUGGACCUAUCAAACGACUCAAGAAAUCUUCUACCAGGAUUUCCUAGGAAAGGCAUUGACGGAUAAAUACGCAAAUUUGAAUUCCCAGAUGGACAAAGUGAUCCAUAACGCCAACAAGGAGAUUUCGACGUUGCAGACGAGGCUUAUUGACACGCAAACGGUGCAGGAGCAACUCCGCAAGAAGAACCAAGAGCUUGCUGACAUGUAUCGGGAGAAAUGCAAGAAGUUCACUCAAAUCACUCACUUAUACAACGUGCUCAAAUCUCGAGCCAUGAGAUCUCAAAUGCAAAAUGCUGCCGUUUCUCAGGCAUUCAACGAUCUUGAAAUACCGCGUAAUGGUCCAUCAAGCUUGGUGGCACAAACUCACGGUGCACAAGUACCUCCACAGACUCCAUCAGCCUUCCAGCAGAGGACAUAUCCUCUGGAUCUGGAUGGAGUAGAACAACUUCAUCGACACCAGCGGAGUGGUACAGGAAGUUCGAAGGGGACAAAACAAAAGUCUAAUCCGACAGCUAUGGCCCCUCCAAGCCGUCCACCUGUUGGCAUGAGGAGGGGAGAACCCCCGAAUGCUACACCCCAGCAUCGCACACGACUCGCGGGCGUCUCACGCCCUUCCACAUCGGCUGGGAUGUCCCAAUUACCGAAUGAUAAUAUAAUGUUGGAGCGUUUCCAUGCUGAGCGACCACCCACCGAAGGGUUUAUGAACGACCAUCAUCACCACUCUAAUCACCGGCAAACCCUAAAUGUCCAGAACGACAGAUCGCCAGGCGAGGCGCCGGCGAUAAGAUCAUACUUCAACACCACAAUGAAUUAA